Messenger RNA from Coprinopsis cinerea okayama7#130, 705 nucleotides. RefSeq lists its product as hypothetical. The transcript is spliced from 2 exons. The coding region runs from base 1 to 705 and encodes 234 amino acids. The record is from RefSeq and is a predicted model, not a curated record. Lineage: Eukaryota; Fungi; Basidiomycota; Agaricomycetes; Agaricales; Psathyrellaceae.
AUGAGCCCCAGGCAGUCAUACAUCCGAAAGUAUAUGGCAAAAGCCAGCAUUACAGAUACCAGUUUGCGCGACAUUCUGGAUGCGAAGGAUGAUGAUAGCGAUAGUAUGGACUCGUACCUGACCUCAGAUGGCUCAGAUCAGUCAAGUAUGCCAGAGUGGGAUUUCGACUCAAACUUCUCGGACAUAGACCCGGACACUGGUGCCAACGUGCGGGAUUUGGAGGACGAUCCGAUGGAAAGUCGCAUGUUCCCUUCUCUUGCAGCCCAGCGUUCCCAAACACCAGGUUUGUUUAACGAAAGCCUGGACAAGGGACCCCAAGUCGCAUGGAAGGUUUUCGCCCUUCCUCUACGCCGCCAAGAUAUCCGGGACUUUCUCAAGCGCCACUGCCAGGAGCGAUAUCGAUCCAAGUGUCCCCCUCCCGUCGACCACCAUACGUUUGCUCUCGUAUUCCGCGAAUACUUUCCACCUCAAAUCAGUCGGGUGGCGUACAUUCGAAUUCCCAGUGGUGACGGAACCUCUACGCCAGAGAUCAAACUGUUUGCUCUUGUGUUAGGAUCGAACGCAACGAUGGAAGACCUUGAGAAGACGGAGAACGAGGAACUUGCACUGAAAGCUCGGGAAAUACUUAACGUGAGCACACCCUUCGGAUGGUAUUUUGUUGUCUCAGGCGAAUUUGCCACACGGAAGUACGGGAGUUCAUGGUAG